AAACGUGCAACUUCCUGUUGUUGGAUUACCUCAAUUUUCAUCAUUAUCUGAUGUUUUCAUGAAUAUUUAUGGAAUUUUGAGCUCAUAUAUUGUGCGGACAAGGCCUCACCUAUAUAGGCUAUAUUCGAAGAAUUCAAAAUCACACCCAACAAGACGUUUGCAAGAGUUAUUGAUCAGUAUGAAAAAGUCGGAAGAAAAAAAGUCAGAAACUGCAGCUCUCAAAAACAUUAGCCUGAAACAUGUGAACUAUAAGAAGAAAAGAGGAGCGUUUCCUCCACCUAGUCACAUUGAAUUAUUAGUACUUGGAAAUGGGACACGGGGUAAUCCUCGAUCACUCCUGGUCAUUACGCCACACACUAGAUAUUUAUUUAACUGUGGAGAAUCAACCCAGCGGAUUUGUUAUGAAUACAAAAAUCUGAAAGUGUCCCGUAUUGAACAUGCGUUCAUCACAUACAAGAGCUGGGAAAACCUUGGGGGACUUCUGGGAAUGUGCCUCUCUCUUGCUGACAUGAAAGUUCCCAACUUUACAUUUCAUGGACCUCCAGAUGUGGAGAAGAUCAUUACAGAGUCUAGAGGUUUUGCACCAAUUGCUCACAUGGACAUAGUAAAGAAAGAGCUGCGCCAUGGCCCAUUCACAGACCCUGGUCUCCAUGUACAGUAUGUGCCAAUAUACUGUGAAGACAGUCAAAUAAAUACAUGUUCUGAACAGAAACAAAAAGAACAAACUAUUUCUACAAAAGCUGACCAUGAAAUUGAAAUAAAAGCUGAUUCUUUACAAGGAAAAGAACAAAGUUCAAGCAAUUCAGUGAAAUGUGAAGAUGAAGUUGUCACUGUUAGUAGAGGGAAAGAUCAUCAAAGUGAUGUGACAGAAGUUGUAGAUGUGACAACAGAUAGUGACGUUGGAGGCAAGGAUGACCAGUCAUUGAAAGAUAUGAGAGAUGUCACAGUGGCUUACAUAUGCACGCCCCAUCAGAAACAAAGAAGUGUUGAUGUUGACAAGUGUAUGCAACUUAACUUUCCCAUGGGACCUCAUAUCCGAGAUUUGAAGGAUGGGAAGACAGUAACCCUGCCAGAUGGCAGAGUGAUUCACCCAGAUGACAUACUUAGUCCUGACUCCCCAUCUGUCCCCUUCAUUGUGCUUGAGUGUCCCAAAGAAGACUUUUUAGAUGCUUUUCUUAAGAAUGAAGAUUUGAAGAAAUAUCAGAUAGGUGGGGAUGUUGCAGCUGCUGUUGUCGUACACAUGUCACCAUCACGUAUCGUUCAGCAUCCUAAGUAUCAACAAUUUAUGAAUAGCUUCCCUAAAUCUACCCAGCAUCUAUUACUGGAUGGUUCAGGUACAGAAGUUAGUGGUAUAGGGGUGUAUAAGCUUCAAUCUCUUCUUAAUAUGAUGGAUGAACGUAUCUUCCCCCUGCUGCCACACCAGUGUGAUAUUUCUACAGCCUCAUCAACAAAACUGAAUUCAACUGACAAUGUAACUGUUGGGGACUGUGGACACAGAUACCAUAUAAGACCCCAUACAGGCUUUGAUAGAGAUUGUUGUCCUGUAAUAGAGAACGAGGUUUACAAACAGGAAGUGAGAGAUCAACCAGGGUUUGAUGCACUGUUUAACAAGACAUUGAGCCUGCUAGGUGCACAUCCAAGAGAUACAACAAUAAAUAGAGAAUACCCAGAGAUAGUCUUUCUAGGAACUGGAUCUGCUGUGCCAAAUAAAGCAAGAAAUGUUAGCGCAAUACUGGUGCACAUGAGUAAGGAGCAAACUAUACUGUUAGACUCCGGUGAGGGGACAGCAGGACAGAUUUAUCGUCACUAUGCCAACAAAGCAAACAGUGUCCUGAGAAGAUUAAGUUGUCUCUAUGUGUCCCAUAUGCAUGCUGAUCAUCACUUGGGCCUUAUAACUCUAGUAAAAGCUAGGAAAGAAGCUUUUAAAGAGAAAAACAAGGAUGUAACGCCACUCCUCAUUGUUGGACCAUGGAACCUAAGGCGUUGGUUCAACUCUGUACACUAUAACAUUGAACACUUGAAAUGGGAUGUUAAAGUGUUGCCCCUGCAAGAAAUGGUUGAAGGAUCUGAUGCCUAUAACCAAGACACUAGAAUGCAGCUUCAACAACUUCUCAAUUUGGAAAAGUUUGAAACUACUGAGGUAGUGCAUUGCAGGAAUGCUUUUGGAUCAUCAUUCACACACAAGGAUGGCUGGAAACUUUGUUAUUCUGGUGAUACAAUGCCUUGUGAAAGUCUGGUAGAUAUAGGUAAGGAGUGUGAUAUCCUGAUACAUGAGGCCACAAUGGAAGAUGAUUUGGUAAAAGAAGCAAAGUUCAAGAGACACAGUACUACUAGCCAGGCUAUUGACAUCGGCAGGAAGAUGAAGGCCAAGUUCACUAUACUCACACAUUUCAGUCAGCGCUAUGCUAAAAUACCUCUCUUCAGUGAGAAAUUCUCAGAACAUGUUGGUAUAGCCUUCGACAACAUGAAGGUUACCCCAAAUGACCUGACAGUGCUGCCACAUUUUAAAUCAGCUUUGACAGGAAUAUUUGCGGAACAUGUGGAGGAAAUGGAAGAAAAGAAAGCUAAACGUCAAGUAAAGCGUGAAAGAGAUGCAGCCAUUUUUGAAAUACAAAGAGAAGCUAAGAUUUUAAAAACUCAAAAAGACAUUGCAGUAACAAAAAUAGCAACAGACAAUAAAUCAGUGGACAUUAAAGCUAAUGCAAAUAAGAAUGUCACAGAGCAUUUCAAAAAGUGAAUAGUUAAAACAAUAAAUGAAUUUAAAUGCAUGUAUAUUGUCAUAUUCAGUCAAUCGAACCCAAAAAUUCAAAGAUGGAUCUAUCUUCAUGUAAAGAUGAACCCUUUUUUUAUUAUCAGUCUAUGACUGACACACCCAACUAUAUCCCAUGUAUCCUUGUCACUGAUUGAUCAAAUGAUAUUUAUUGAUCAGAAGCUAACAGAAACAAAAUGGCUGAUUCAAAGUAUUGCAAAGAUGUCUCCAAUAAUGUUCAUUUUUGUCUUAUUCAAUGAUAUUAUAGCUUGUUAUUUCACAUCAAGA
Owenia fusiformis is the source of this 3037-nucleotide messenger RNA. The record is from the annotation of a GenBank genome assembly. NCBI's taxonomy places the organism in Eukaryota, Metazoa, Annelida, Polychaeta, Sabellida, Oweniidae.